UCAGUUUUAAAACGUUGACCAAUUCGAACGGUCAGCGCGAACAGUGUUUUCUCGUCAGUAGGACGUGAAACAGUUUUUUUUUUUUUGGGCCUUCAUUUUCUGUGCUUACAUGGUAGCUGUUCGCUGCUACCCGUGAUGAAUUUUGAAACGAAAAUCAACCAAUAAAAAUUGAGAUCCGAAAAUCAAAGAAGAAAAAAUUAAGUUUCUUUUAAAAAAUAGAUAACAAUGAAGUUGUAUUUUAUUUUGUUCUUUCUUGUGGCGGUAUUCGCUGAGGCCGAAGUGAUCAGCGAGAAUCCUGAUGACGGUUCAACGGCGGUGAAUAAUUCGGAACCAGAGAGGAAUCCCACCACUUUGACUAUCGGAAGUGAUAGAAUUGAGUCUACCACUCCAACUACCAAAGGUAAUACAACUGAGUCGUCCACUUCAACUACAGGAGGAGAUGCAACUGAAUUCACAACUCCAACUACCGGAGGAGAUACAACUGAGUCGUCUCCUCCAAUGACGGAAGGAGAUACAACUGAAUCCACAGCUCCAACUACCGAAGAUGAUACAACUGAGUUGUCUCCUCCAACGACGGAAGGAGAUACAACUGAGUCGUCUCCUCCAACGACGGAAGGAGAUACAACUGAAUCCACAGCUCCAACUACCGAAGGAGAUACAACUGAGUCGUCUCCUCCAACGACGGAAGGAGAUUCAACUGAAUCCACAGCUCCAACUACCGGAGGAGAUACAACUGAGUCGUCUCCUCCAAUGACGGAAGGAGAUACAACUGAAUCCACAGCUCCAACUACCGAAGAUGAUACAACUGAGUUGUCUCCUCCAACGACGGAAGGAGAUACAACUGAGUCGUCUCCUCCAACGACGGAAGGAGAUACAACUGAGUCGUCUACUCCAACCACCGAAGGAGAUACAACUGAGUCGUCCCCUCCAACGACGGAAGGAGAUACAGCUGAAUCCACAGCUCCAACUACCGAAGGAGAUACAACUGAGUCGUCUCCUCCAACGACGGAAGGAGAUACAACUGAAUCCACAGCUCCAACUACCGAAGGUGAUACAACUGAGUCCUCAACUCCAACCACCGAAGGAGAUACAACUGAGUCGUCUCCUCCAACGACGGAAGGAGAUACAACUGAAUCCACAGCUCCAACUACCGAAGGAGAUACAACUGAAUCCACAGCUCCAACUACCGAAGGAGAUACAACUGAGUCGUCUCCUCCAACGACGGAAGGAGAUACAACUGAAUCCACAGCUCCAACUACCGAAGGUGAUACAACUGAGUCGUCUCCGACGGAAGGAGAUACAACUGAAUCCACAGCUCCAACUACCGAAGGUGAUACAACUGAGUCGUCUCCUCCAACGACGGAAGGAGAUACAACUGAAUCCACAGCUCCAACUACCGAAGGCGAUACAACUGAGUCGUCUCCUCCAACGACGGAAGGAGAUACAACUGAAUCCACAGCUCCAACUACCGAAGGAGAUACAACUGAGUCCUCAACUCCAACCACCGAAGGAGAUACAACUGAGUCGUCUCCUCCAACGACGGAAGGAGAUACAACUGAAUCCACAGCUCCAACUACCGAAGGUGAUACAACUGAGUCGUCUCCUCCAACGACGGAAGGAGAUACAACUGAAUCCACAGCUCCAACUACCGAAGGUGAUACAACUGAAUCCACAGCUCCAACCACCGAAGGUGAUACAACUGAGUCGUCUCCUCCAACGACGGAAGGAGAUACAACUGAAUCCACAGCUCCAACUACCGAAGGAGAUACAACUGAGUCCUCAACUCCAACCACCGAAGGAGAUACAACUGAGUCGUCUCCUCCAACGACGGAAGGAGAUACAACUGAAUCCACAGCUCCAACUACCGAAGGAGAUACAACUGAGUCGUCUCCUCCAACGACGGAAGGAGAUACAACUGAAUCCACAGCUCCAACUACCGAAGGUGAUACAACUGAGUCGUCUCCUCCAACGACGGAAGGAGAUACAACUGAAUCCACAGCUCCAACUACCGAAGGUGAUACAACUGAGUCCUCAGCUCCAACCACCGAAGGAGAUACAACUGAGUCGUCUCCUCCAACGACGGAGGGAGAUACAACUGAAUCCACAGCUCCAACUACCGAAGGUGAUACAACUGAGUCGUCUCCUCCAACGACGGAAGGAGAUACAACUGAAUCCACAGCUCCAACUACCGAAGGUGAUACAACUGAAUCCACAGCUCCAACCACCGAAGGUGAUACAACUGAGUCGUCUCCUCCAACGACGGAAGGAGAUACAACUGAAUCCACAGCUCCAACUACCGAAGGAGAUACAACUGAGUCCUCAACUCCAACCACCGAAGGAGAUACAACUGAGUCGUCUCCUCCAACGACGGAAGGAGAUACAACUGAAUCCACAGCUCCAACUACCGAAGGUGAUACAACUGAGUCGUCUCCUCCAACGACGGAAGGAGAUACAACUGAAUCCACAGCUCCAACUACCGAAGGUGAUACAACUGAGUCCUCAACUCCAACCACCGAAGGAGAUACAACUGAGUCGUCUCCUCCAACGACGGAAGGAGAUACAACUGAAUCCACAGCUCCAACUACCGAAGGUGAUACAACUGAGUCCUCAACUCCAACCACCGAAGGAGAUACAACUGAGUCGUCUCCUCCAACGACGGAAGGAGAUACAACUGAAUCCACAGCUCCAACUACCGAAGGUGAUACAACUGAGUCGUCUCCUCCAACGACGGAAGGAGAUACAACUGAAUCCACAGCUCCAACUACCGAAGGAGAUACAACUGAAUCCACAGCUCCAACUACCGAAGGUGAUACAACUGAGUCGUCUCCUCCAACGACGGAAGGAGAUACAACUGAAUCCACAGCUCCAACUACCGAAGGCGAUACAACUGAGUCCUCAACUCCAACCACCGAAGGUGAUACAACUGAGUCGUCUCCUCCAACUACCGAAGACACUACAAAUUCAACAAAUACCCCAGAUCUACCGGAUGGAUUCGACUGGGGCGUUAAAAAUCCAGACACGCAAGCCGACUGCAUUCUUGCUCAAAUGAGCAUCAGUUUGACUGCAACGUAUUCAAACAUCGACGGUGGGAAUUCAACUGGUACAAUCAGCGUCCCAUCAACAGCUGGAGUUUCAGGCAACUGUUCCGAGACUGAAUCAUACCUAACGCUGACCUGGAUAGAAAUCACCGACGCUUUUGCAAGCAAAACUGCUUCUGUUUAUAACAGAAUGAAACGCAGGGUUGUCAACAACGUAAGAGAAACUUCACAAUCGAAUACAGUCACAAUCCGGUUCAUCAACGACGGAACGACAUCGUCCAUCGACACCAUUCAUGCCAUCAUUUACCUGGACAGCAUAAAUUUUCCGCGUGCGAAAGACACGACGCUGGAAACUUUUAGUACACCGGGGUUGAACCUGUUUCCAACUACAUUAGGUGUCUCUAGAUACGUUUGCAAUGUGGCAACGCCAAUUUCAUUGACAAACGGAGGUGCGAUCGAUAUGUCAAUAGCUGAUGUAAAUCUCAUUGCCUUCAACUCGGAAUCCGACGUGUCCAAUCGAGCAGAAGAAAAUUGUGUCGCGGCAGCCGGUUUGAAUUGGAUGGUGCUCAUCGGCGGAAUAAUCGGAGCAGCUGUCGGGGUCGUGAUUAUUGGAGUAUGCAUAUGGUAUUCGAGACGAGAAAUUAUUCCCCGAUCAGAAUUGCCUUGAAAUUAUGGUUGAAAUUAAUAAAACCAACCGCUUGGGCUAAGAUUUAAUCGAUCGCGUUUGAUGCGAGAGUUAAUUUAAUCAUAACACAUGACAAAACACAAAUCGACGGAAGUUUGUCGCGUGUAAAAGAUUCAAGAACUUGAAAUUCGAGUAGCUCAUGUGCGGUGAAAAUUUUAAAAUGGAAUCGAGAUGUUGAUCAAGAGACUCGGCGGAGCCUCACGCGAAGUACAUUCAAAAAGUACGGGACGAUACCAAGACUCUUCAUUAGUAUAUUAAGGAUAUUUAGGGUAAUAUGUGUUGAACAUUCGAUGUACUUGGCGAAUUAUUCUGCACCGUAAGUGCCUUGGGCGGAUAGUACUUAACUGAAAUAGUCUUUGUUACGGACAGUGUUAAUUUUUGUGAAUAUGUAAAAUCUUUACCUUAUUUAAGUUGUUAUUUUAAAUACUUUUAUAUGAAAAAAGAAUAUUAUAUACGCACACGAACUAGUAACUCAUAUUAAUUAGUCAAGCUAAGCACGGUCGAGAUUAUUAAUUACAUCUAUAAACAUUAGUAUUUUAAAAGUAUUAUUACACAAAUGUUAAACACGAUGUUAGGGUUGAUAAUUGUAAAUAUAUUUAUCCAUCGAUA
This is a messenger RNA of Athalia rosae (coleseed sawfly), 4332 nucleotides long. RefSeq names its product flocculation protein FLO11-like. The transcript is spliced from 8 exons. Bases 226 to 3705 code for a protein of 1159 amino acids. The record is from RefSeq and is a predicted model, not a curated record. NCBI's taxonomy places the organism in Eukaryota, Metazoa, Arthropoda, Insecta, Hymenoptera, Athaliidae.